Messenger RNA from Chironomus riparius, 1608 nucleotides. Lineage: Eukaryota; Metazoa; Arthropoda; Insecta; Diptera; Chironomidae. The record is from the annotation of a GenBank genome assembly.
AUUUUUGUAUUAAAUAAGAAGUCUUAGUGUAUUUUAUGUUUUCCGUCAAUAUUAACAUUACUUUGACAAUACUAAGCAUAAAUAAGUAUUAUUAAUUGUGUGAAAGUGCUUUUAAUCGACAAUUUUUAUCAUUUUUUAAUCGUAUCGAUCAAUAAAAAUCUUAUAAUUGAGCACCUCUCAGAGAAACUCUUUGGCAUACAAAUGUCUUCAGAAAAGCAAUUUUCAGCAAUGGACACAUCAGGUUAUGUCGGAUUCGCAAAUCUUCCAAAUCAAGUGCAUCGAAAGUCUGUCAAGAAAGGCUUCGAGUUUACUCUCAUGAUUGUCGGUGAAUCUGGACUUGGUAAAUCGACACUUGUGAACUCACUUUUCUUAACUGAUUUAUAUCCAGAACGUGUUGUGCCAGAUGCUGUUGAACGUACAAAGCAAUCACUUAAACUGGAUGCAUCGACAGUCGAGAUUGAAGAACGUGGUGUCAAACUCCGCCUUACUGUUGUAGACGUUCCUGGAUUCGGUGAUGCCAUAGAUAACUCAAAUAGUUUCAAUAAUAUUUUGGAGUAUAUCGAUGAACAGUACGAGAGAUAUUUGAGAGAUGAAAGUGGCUUAAAUCGUAGAAAUAUUGUUGACAAUCGUGUCCAUUGUUGCUUCUAUUUUAUAUCCCCUUUCGGUCAUGGACUCAAGCCUUUAGAUAUUGAAUUCAUGAAAAAGUUACACCAAAAAGUCAACAUUGUUCCUGUCAUAGCGAAAAGUGAUGUUUUAACAAAGAAGGAAGUUAAUCGCCUAAAGUCAAGGAUUCUCGAAGAAAUCAAAGAGAAUGGAAUAAAGAUUUAUCCACUGCCAGAUUGUGAUUCCGAUGAAGAUGAAGAUUAUAAGGAACAAGUAAGACAAUUAAAAGAAGCCGUCCCAUUUGCUGUUUGUGGAUCAACAACUCUUCUUGAAGUUAAAGGCAAGAAAGUUCGUGGACGAUUGUAUCCAUGGGGUGUUGUUGAAGUCGAAAAUCCAGAGCAUUGUGAUUUUAUUAAGCUACGAACUAUGUUGAUUACACACAUGCAAGAUUUGCAAGAAGUAACACAGGAAGUUCAUUAUGAAAAUUAUCGUUCAGAGCGCUUGGCAAAGGCAUCGCGUAAUGCGAAUGGAAAGAUGGCUAAUGGAAAUGGACAUCUUGCAAAGGAGGAAGUUUUUGAAGACGAUACGAACGAGAAGGAUCGAAUUUUGAAGGAAAAGGAAGCAGAAUUGAAACGAAUGCAGGAAAUGUUGGCGCAAAUGCAAGCUAAAAUACAGGCACAACAAAAUUAAGCAUGACAGCAUAUAUUUAUGAAACAUAAUCUCAUCGAAUAUUUUAAUGCAAAGAAUAUAUUUUAGACAUUUUAUCUCGAAUAAGAUUCAUUUUAUCUCUCUAUGAUUCUGCUAGGGAAAGUCAUUCUAGGGCUACGUAACGUCAUAAAAAACAGUCAAAAAAUAUUUGAAUAGUAACAGUCAAUAAGUAUUUGAAACUGAAUCUGAACUAGAAUAGUUACGUAACUCAUAAAUGACCCCCAUAGCUGCUUAAAUCUUAAUCCUUUUCGUCAUUUUAAAGCAACUUGUAUGUAGCUCGUCUGAAUCUUUUAAACU